AGUGGAGCAAGAGGUUGCGCACAGGACAGUAACAGAGAUAGAGUGCCACUCGCCCGUCACCACCCGAAAAGAUUCACCAAUAUUCGUACUCUACGUCGCGUGUUUUUUUUCCACAUUUACCAAUUUAAGUAUUACGACACGGAAACCUGGACAGCGACAGACCGACACCGUUUUGGCAUUUUCCGGCAGUUACCAGUGCUCUACUAUAGGUUGAUACUGCUCCCGUUUCCGUCAAUUUCUAUUUCGUGCACAGAUCUUGCUAACCUGCGCAGGGGGGGGCAGCGUAGCCUACGCCGGCGCCGUCGCCGUCGCCGUCGCCGUGGCCGUCGCGGUCGCAAAAUCCAAAUGACUAUUAGAAGGAGGAGAAGAUCCGCAUCUGCGUCGUCUGCGUCAUCCUUGUCAUCCGCAUUCUUCUUCUUCUUCUCCUCCGAGGUGUCGGUUCUGGCGGUAUUGUCUUCGCUCUUGAUUUUGUUUGCUCUGGGUGUACUAAUUGCUUCGCCGCUCUCGUCGGCGGCGAGCUUCGAUGUUGGUAAUGGGAAUGUCUCUGUUGAGUUGAAUGCGACGAUUGAGAAUAGUGUUAAUAGUAGUGAUAGUACCAAUGGCACUAGGAAUCAGGCUAAGGAAGAUAGUUUUGCCGACAUGAUCGAUCGAGCACUCGAGAAAGAGUUCACUGAAAGUGAAGAUCAGAAUGAAGCAAAUGAUGCUGGUAGCUUCAAUAACAGCGUUGCAGAGCAGCAGGCAGUUUUGGAGACUGUAGCUAGAGUUAAGCCCAAGAAAAAUGAAACGAAAGCAAAAGAGGAAAAAUCUUUUAAGCUUCAUCAUGUUUUCAAUCUGGAUAAUGACAAUGGAGCAGAAGAGACCCCAACCUUGAUAGACAGGAAGGACAAUGUCUUCAUUAUAUCUAACUUCAAAUCAAAAUAUCCAGUCCUACAGUUAGACUUAAGGUUGAUAUCUGAUCUUGUGGUUGUCAUUGUAUCUGCAACUUGUGGCGGAAUUGCGUUUGCUUGUGCUGGGCAACCGGUAAUAACCGGAUAUCUGCUAGCUGGAUCUGUUGUUGGCCCUGGUGGGUUUAAUGUUGUGAGUGAAAUGGUUCAAGUUGAGACAGUGGCACAGUUUGGCGUAAUUUUCCUUCUUUUUGCUUUGGGCCUGGAGUUCUCCACUACAAAGCUUCGAGUUGUACGAGCAGUUGCUGUUCUAGGAGGUCUGCUGCAAAUUCUUCUAUUUAUGUGCCUAUGUGGAAUUACUGCAUCGUUGUGCGGUGGUAAAUCUUCAGAGGGGGUAUUUGUAGGUUCAUUCCUCUCCAUGUCGUCAACAGCAGUGGUCUUGAAAUUUUUGAUGGAGAAGAGCAGUACAAAUGCCCUUCAUGGUCAAGUGACCAUUGGCACCCUGAUCUUGCAGGACUGUGCUGUUGGCUUGUUGUUUGCACUACUUCCAGUCCUAGGAGGAACUUCGGGUGUUCUCCAGGGAGUAAUAUCCAUGACUAAAUCGUUGGUGGUGUUAAUUGUGUUCUUGGCCAUUUUGACAAUAUUGUCUCGGACAUGUGUGCCUUGGUUCCUCAAGCUGAUGAUCAGCUUAUCAUCUCAGACUAAUGAAUUGUAUCAGCUGGCAUCAGUUGCAUUUUGCCUACUUGUAGCCUGGAGUAGUGACAAGCUAGGUCUUAGUCUAGAGUUGGGUUCGUUUGCUGCGGGAGUCAUGAUCUCAACAACUGAUCUCGCUCAACAUACGCUUGAACAGGUGGAACCCAUCCGGAACUUCUUUGCGGCACUUUUCCUUUCCAGUAUCGGGAUGCUGAUCCACGUUCAUUUCCUCUGGAAUCAUAUCGAUAUUUUACUUGCCUCAGUGAUAUUAGUAGUUGUUGUGAAGACUCUUGUAAUUUCAGCAGUUGUCAAAGGAUUUGGCUACAACAACAAAACUUCUCUUCUAGUUGGAAUGUCACUGGCACAAAUAGGAGAAUUUGCAUUUGUAUUGCUUAGUCGUGCUUCAAAUCUUCAUCUUGUUGAGGGGAAACUGUACCUGCUGCUUCUGGGAACAACAGCUCUUAGCCUGGUAACUACUCCUUUACUUUUCAAGCUGAUCCCUGCUGUGGUGCACCUAGGCGUGCUGCUACGGUGGUUCCCUCCCGAUAGCCAGAGUGAGUUGGGUUUCAAAGCAGACAAUCUUCGCUCUGAGAGUGCCAAGCAGAGGAUCGCCAAAGGAUCUCUUGAUUCAUGAAGGAUAGAUUUGUGAGAAAGUUAAAUUUCCAAUUUUGCCUGAAAAACUUAUUCCGAGUCUGGUAUGCGGUACAGCGCAAAUGAGUUUAGCUGGUCUGCCCUUUAUUCUGGUAUGCGAGGCUUCGAGAUUUUAUCCAACCAAAACAGAGCAAGGCAAAUUGAAAUGAGCUCUGAAACGAGCAGCAAGCAAAACAGAGGAAGGCUUUGAUUCAAAAGGGGGACCGCAAUAGGAGGUAAUCUAACUGUCAAAACCACUGACUAAUUGAAGCUUACUAUUGUUAAGGCGAUUUUUUGUUUUCCAUUUUUAUCACAAUGUAAAAUGGUUCAAGCUUGUGACGAGUUCCAAGAGUGUUCUGUUUACAUCUUUUCACUGGUUUAAUUGAGUUUGUAUGAUCAGGCUGUUGUAGAUACAGAAUGUAUAAAUUCGUUAUGGUCAACUGUACAAAAUACUGAGAGUUAAAGCAACAAGUAAAAGCAAAUUUAUCAA
Molecule: messenger RNA, 2697 nt
Organism: Coffea eugenioides
Lineage: Eukaryota; Viridiplantae; Streptophyta; Magnoliopsida; Gentianales; Rubiaceae
Product: K(+) efflux antiporter 4
Exons: 20
Coding region: 346-2211 (621 amino acids)
Biological process (GO): potassium ion transmembrane transport; proton transmembrane transport
Cellular component (GO): membrane
Molecular function (GO): potassium:proton antiporter activity
Source: RefSeq, a predicted model, not a curated record